AUGGUUGAAUACCACUUGGAAGAACAUGAGUGGUUAGGUUAUAUGUACAAGAUAAGGAACAAGUGGAUUCCGGCGUAUUUCAGAGAUGUGUUUCUUAGAGGAAUAAUGGAUACAACAUCAAGAUCCGAAAGUGAAAACAACUUUUUCUGCUCCUUUAUCAACCCUCAUGUGUCACUUGUUGUGUUUUACUUGAGAUAUGAAGCUGCAAUUGAUGCCCAGAGACACACUCAAGGUCAGAAUGAUAAUGAUUCAAAGCACAAAUAUCCCGAGUGCAAAACACCACUAGGGAUAGAAAAACAUGCCUCACAUUUAUAUACUAACUCUAUCUUUUAUGAAUUUCAAUAUGAGGUUGAAAUUGCUUGCUUUUCAUGUGGUGUUGAUGAAUUGAAGAAAGAAAAUGGAUUGGAAGUUGCAAAAGUAAGUGAAGGAAAUCGGAUUAGAACAUUUGAUGUUGUGUUUAAUCCAACUAACUAUGACACCACAUGUUCUUGCAAGCUAUUUUAUAGACAAGGAAUUCCAUGUAGACAUAUGAUUUGGGUUUGGAAAGCAAAAAGGUUUGAAACCAUUCCUGAGCAGUAUAUGCUACACAGUUGGACUACUAUGGCAUUGAAAAAACCAAUUUUUGACUUGGGUGGAAACCUGUUGGAGCAAUGUGCUAAUUUAAUUGACAAGAAAAAAUUGUUAAAUGAUUUAUGGUCAGAGAUACACACUUGUGUAAGUUUGGCAGAAGGCAAAGAUGAAGAUAUUCAAGAUCUUGUGAUAAAUCUUCAAGGAAUAAGAAAGGAUUUGGAGGCUAAGAGGAUUGCAAGAAAUAAUGAAACAACAGCUGGAAGUGCAAACAACAAAGGAAAAGACAUUGAGCUAUUGAUUGGAGCUAGUGUACCAACUGAAAUAAUUGUCAAACCUUCAAAAAUUUCAAAGAAUAAAGGGACUGGAGUUCAUGUAUCAAAUGAAGAGACUUCAAAAAAGAAAGGGGAUGAGAUUGAUGUGCCAAAUAUUGAAACAAAAGGUAGAAGUGCAAAAAGGCUGAAGGGAGAAAAAGAAAAGGUUGGUGAUGUGGUGCUUGUACAGGAGGAUAACUUUAUACAGAAUGAAUUUAGAAUAGUUGGACUGGAAACCUUGGGGAGUAGGGAUGGGGCAGGGGGCUCUAGGCCUUCUGGGGCUAUGUAA
This is a messenger RNA of Chenopodium quinoa (quinoa), 1170 nucleotides long. Its product is annotated as protein FAR1-RELATED SEQUENCE 5-like. Lineage: Eukaryota; Viridiplantae; Streptophyta; Magnoliopsida; Caryophyllales; Amaranthaceae. The transcript is spliced from 3 exons. The coding region runs from base 1 to 1170 and encodes 389 amino acids. The record is from RefSeq and is a predicted model, not a curated record. Gene Ontology annotation, biological process: regulation of DNA-templated transcription. Gene Ontology annotation, molecular function: zinc ion binding.